GAGCCGACGUCGUGUCAUUCGCUGCCAGGCUUCGGUCCGGUGAACAAGUGAUUUGUUUUACGCACUACUUUUCCCUGUACAUACCUAGUUUAUUGCGCAAAGUUUAAGUAUUUUACUCGGUUAACGAAUCAACGUGUGUAAAAGUGUUUAGUGUUCAUGAGACAAAGUGGACGCCUUGCUGUUUAGUGGAUAAGUGGAGAGAGUUUAAAGAUACGCACUUGGGAGGAAUAGUGCGUGUGUGAGUGGGACAUGCUAGUAUGGCUUCAUCACAGAUCCAAGUUCGCCCACCGAUGGGUCUCCUGACGACGGUGGCCGAUUUGCCGCCAAGCUUCAAGGCGCAAUAUGUUCCCACCAUCACUGUGGCGGCCAUUGCCAAGCUCACAGGCGAGUCGCCGCUUGAUUUGACGGUGAAGCAAUGCUUCGGGGGUGCGAUUACCCCUCCUUUGACGCCUUCACCGCUGAAGAAACGCUAUCGCGAUGAGAACGACGAGAACCGCGAUGGAAAUCGGACCAAACAGAUUAAGAUUGAACAGACAGUGCCGGAAGAGAGGGAAGCCACACCAGUGAAACCGGUUAAAAUCGGCGCGGCUCCCAAGAGUUCAAAGAACCCUCCUCCGGUGGUUCCAAUUUCGAAGGAACGUCGAACGAAAGCGGCCAGGAAGUUAAAGUUCGACGAAGAAACAACAUCACCAGUGUCCGGUACGAUUAUCAUUUCACUAGAAGAAGCCAUUAACGGUGACAUGCCUCGCGAGUCCGGUGAUAUUGAUCCACAGUUCAAUUUGGUGGAAAUAUCCGACGAAGUGCGUGCCGAAUUGGCCACCAUUCCAAACGUGAUAGGUGCCUAUAAUUGCAAAUUGUGUCGGUUGGAAUUUGAGGAUGCCUUCGGCCUAGCCCAGCAUCGUUGUGCCUGUAUAGUACUACUGGAAUAUCGUUGCCCAGAGUGUAGCAAGCGAUUCAAUUGCCCGGCAAAUCUGGCGUCGCAUCGUCGUUGGCACAAGCCGCGAGAUCAAGUUGCUAAGAAAGGAGAUGGAGAUAAAGCUGACGAUUUGGAAUGCAAAUAUCGAUGUGAGCAAUGUAACAAGACCUUCAAGCGUCCCGCGUAUCUGAAAAAGCAUCAGCUGACACAUAAUAAGGCUAAAAAUAAAUCCAAACAUAAUCAAUCAAGUGCCGAAAUCGAAACAAACGCAACAAUCAUUACAACAUCCGCCAGCUACCGUAGCAGUUCCGGUGAAGAGUCUAACCAUUCCACCAACAGUAGCAACACGGUUUACGUGAAUCACAUGACCGAAGCACCACAAACAGUGUUCACCGUAGUGGCCAGUGAACCUCCGCUGAAACGAGAAUUAGUUCAUCAUAAUUACCACAUGGCUCAAUCACAAUCAUCGCACACCGAUCCUACCGACGACGAUGAGGAGGAGGACGAUGACUACGACGAGCGUGCCUUGGUGAUCAACGAGGACUACCAGGUCGAUCAGGAAAUGGAGGAACAGAUCCGGUCAGCGUAUUGCGAUCGCUUCACAGAGGAGGAGAACAUCGCCGCGGCAGCGCUGGCCCAUCUUCGCAACGGACCCUCGGUAAUCCGCCACACGACCGCACUGGUUGUCUAAGUCUUGGAAAGGAACCUCUAUACUCGUAAGUUGCCUAAUACAAUAGUUGCUUAAGUACUAUCAUUAUCAUUAAAUACUAUAUCGAAAAACAAACCGGGUUAGGCGCGGGACAACAAGUGGCGGUGUUCUACUUCGAAAUUCGCUUCGCAUUUAGGAACUGUCGGCCGGCAGAGCUUAUGAAUAUGAUUUACUUUCUGUACAUUUUGCGAAUCACAAAUCAGCAUCACACCAAAUAAAACAUGCAACCAAGAGCAGAAGACUGUGUGUAUAUAGCUUUAUAGCGAAUAAGACUGUGGAGCCAAGCUCUGUACUUACAACAAUCUUUUUUUUAGAUUUUAAGUCACCGGGAGAUGGAAGAUUCUGUUUAAUUUUCGUUUCAAAUUUAUGUGCGAACUUUUUUGUUUCAGCUAAGUUGAAUAGGUUUACUCUUUGUUUGUGCUUUUGAUUCACAAAACAGUUAUAUAUUAUUCCAUUGCAAUUGUAUAUUUGAUCAGCCGUCUAAAUGGUUAACUCGUGAAGACUCAUUUUUUUAUUUUACAACUAAAUAUUUAAAAUCGAUUAAAGUAUGCAUUAGGCAAUCAUUUAUUUUUGUUUCUGCUAUAUCUUUUUUGUUUAUUGAUGAAAUCGUUAUCGGUUUCCUGUGAAUCGUUCUA
Messenger RNA from Aedes aegypti (yellow fever mosquito), 2260 nucleotides. Its product is annotated as zinc finger protein 43-like. Bases 258 to 1607 code for a protein of 449 amino acids. Gene Ontology annotation, molecular function: RNA polymerase II cis-regulatory region sequence-specific DNA binding; DNA-binding transcription repressor activity, RNA polymerase II-specific. The record is from RefSeq and is a predicted model, not a curated record. Gene Ontology annotation, cellular component: nucleus; transcription repressor complex. Gene Ontology annotation, biological process: neuron differentiation; regulation of cell cycle process; negative regulation of transcription by RNA polymerase II. Lineage: Eukaryota; Metazoa; Arthropoda; Insecta; Diptera; Culicidae. The transcript has a single exon.